UGUACGCCAUUAGCAAUUUCCUCGAAGCAACAUUUGACCAGCCUUUACUCUAGGCUACAAAACAAACCAGAUAGUGCGCUUUUUAUUUCUAAGUGUAUUUGUCCUUGAAUCUGCAAGAUGAAACACAUCUCGAACGUCCCCGCUUUCCUCACUAAGCUGUGGACGCUGGUCGAGGACGCAGACACCAAUGAAUUUAUUUGCUGGAGUCAGGAGGGCAACAGCUUCCUCGUUUUGGACGAACAACGCUUCGCCAAGGAGAUCCUUCCCAAGUUUUUCAAGCACAAUAACAUGGCCAGUUUCAUCAGGCAGCUCAACAUGUAUGGAUUCCGUAAGGUGAUGCACAUUGAUACAGGGAUUGUGAAACAGGAGAGAGAUGGUCCUGUGGAAUUUCAGCACCCCUACUUCAGACAGGGACAGGAUGAUCUGUUGGAAAACAUCAAGAGGAAGGUUUCUAACACUCGACUAGAGGACAGUAAGAUUCGACAGGAAGACCUGACCAAGAUUUUGGCAAGUGUUCAGAGUGUUCACAGCAAACAGGAGAACAUUGAUGCCAGGCUGGCAACACUCAAAAGAGAGAAUGAGUCUCUGUGGAGAGAGAUAUCAGAACUGAGACAGAAACAUGCUCACCAACAACAGCUCAUCAAAAAGUUGAUACAUUUCAUUGUCACAUUGGUGCAGAACAACCGCAUCCUGAAUUUAAAACGUAAAAGGCCAAUUCUUAUGAAUGGUAAUGGAAAGAAGCCAAAAUACAUUCAUCAGAUCUAUGAUGACAAAGUAUGUGUUGAACAGUCAUCUGUCAACAGUAUCAAUGGUGUGAAGGGUUCAGAGAUAUCCGAUGAUGUCAUUAUCUGUGACUUGACUGAGAAUGAUGGCGAUGUGACAGCAGAGAUCACAGAGGAGUCACCACGAGCCUGUGAGCAAGGAAAUGUGGAAGUAGAACUGGACAGCUGUACGGUGCUGCCAGCUGAGACAGAGGUGAGCACCACCACAGAUGACGUCAAACAGACCGAGGCUGUUUCGUCAGCAGCCGCAGCAGAUGACAGUCAGAGGAGCAGCGCUCUAGGCAACAGUGGAGCAACUAGUAGUGCCCUGCAGCUUAAUAAACCCUCAGGGCUGAGUCUUGAGGACCCUGUGAAGAUGAUGGAUUCUAUCCUGAACGAGAAUGGAGCAGCAAUAUCACAGAACAUUAAUCUGUUGGGGAAGGUGGAACUCAUGGACUACCUGGAUAGUAUUGACUGCAGCCUAGAGGACUUCCAGGCCAUGCUUUAUGGAAAACAGUGUGGCAUUGAUUUUGAUGUUCUAGAGGAGGAUGUGCCCUCCAAAGAGAGCGCAGCACUGAUGAGCAAAGGGAGGACAGAGGAAGAUAACACAGAUAAGCAGUUGAUCCAGUACACCACCUGCCCUCUGCUGGCUUUCCUUGAUGGCUGCAUUCCUCCUCCAGAGCUGGAUCUAGGUACAGCUGGUGGCAGCAACAGCACAGGCUCCUCUAGCACCCAGCAUGAGCCCUCUUCCAGCUCUGUUGCUUCUGUUGACGCUGAGCCAUCAUCAGAGCUGCUGGACACCAGCCUGGAGACAAAGCAGCCACCUCGCAGCUCCCUGAUUCGUCUGGAGCCUCUGACAGAGGCAGAGGCUAGUGAGGAGACACUCUUCUACCUAUGUGAACUGAGUCCUGCUGGACCUGAGGCCGAUUCCUCCCAGCUUAGCAGAGUGUAAGCACGGAUAUUGCUUCGUCCACAGACUGCAUCCCUCUUAUGUUAAUAAUCCCUCUCAUCUCUGGAGUUUGUAUUUUAAAAAGUAGUAACUGAAGUGAAAGCAGGUGAAAGAACAGCUGCAGAUUGUACCCAUUUUUAUAUUUAAGAUUUUUGCAUUGAGUUUAGGGAGGAAUCCAGAUUUUUUUCAAAUACUCUUUAUCCACAAACACCCUGGAAAUCCUAAAAAUAAUGUUUUCCUCUGUGACAACAGCCAUCCAGCUGUGGGAACUGAAACUUGCCUAGGGUCAAAGGGCUAAAUGAAUGCAACUUUCAUGUGUCUGAAAGUGACCAGUUUCACUUUGAGGAUUUUAAGUUCAGGAAAGUUUUAUUCAAAGCAAAAGUCUCAAAUGUAAAAAUGCCACAAGAGAUGCAAGGUGCUGGGUCUGCAGACGGACGAAUACAUCAGCUUUCAUUCCACCCCCUCUCCAGGGUCUUUGUCAUCUACAGAGAACUGCUUCAGAUCAGGUCCUACAACUUCAGUGUUCAAGGAUGAACACACUGAACCUUUGUAUGUAAUUUAAUAAUCUAUUUAUUCUGGUUUUUGUUUAUCUUUCGCUUCAUGUCUGUGCACAGAGCUGAGACUUUAUAAAGCAACAUUCCUGCAGAUUGUGUUGUUUAGCUUGGGCACCAGCCCAUUGGCUUGUUACCCUCGUUCAAUUGAAUUCUAGAGAAUUGGGGCAAACAUUGAAUUAGAAACUGAAACUGAUAAUCAUAUUCCGUUUAAUCACCUCACAGUUUCAUUCCACUGACUGUGGCAGAACUGGAUAGAAAGGAUCCUGAUGAUGAUCACUGUGAGUGGCUUCAGUGUGUCUGUAAAUACAGAUAGAGGUCAGUGUGGUCUGGGGAUGCUGUGAAACAAGCCUGUAAAGAAUGUGCUGUGUCCACCUAACUAUACAAGACACACAGAGAUUUUGUGAAAUCUGUCCUGCAUUCAUUUGGCGGUAUAUAAAUAAAGAUGAGUGUUCUGAGUGUCAAA
Messenger RNA from Archocentrus centrarchus (flier cichlid), 2727 nucleotides. It is a transcript of the gene hsf2, whose product is annotated as heat shock transcription factor 2. The record is from RefSeq and is a predicted model, not a curated record. Gene Ontology annotation, molecular function: DNA-binding transcription factor activity; sequence-specific DNA binding. The transcript is spliced from 12 exons. Lineage: Eukaryota; Metazoa; Chordata; Actinopteri; Cichliformes; Cichlidae. The coding region runs from base 118 to 1713 and encodes 531 amino acids. Gene Ontology annotation, biological process: regulation of DNA-templated transcription.